CUGAUGAAAGCAUCCAAAGAGCAGUCCGUACAGCUCCUUUUCAAUUUGAGCGUCAUUUUCUUCAGUCUCAUUUAGUGUGUUGGAUGCAUAUGGGACUGGUUUCUCUCCCUGAAGCAAGACUGCUCCGAAGCCACAUUUUGAUGCGUGGACUUGUAGUUUCACCUCUUUUAAUAGAAUAGAGGUGCAUUACAUAUCAAGCGGCGGAGUAUCCGCGGAUGCCGGCUCACAUGACAGUUUUUUAGAGCAAGUGACCCGACGAGUAGCGCGUGCGCAUGGAGCAGUGAGUGACCUGACUACCCAUCGUAGAGGAUGAGGGUCACUACGUCUGGUUUAUUCUUCACCACUGGACUCAUGACGGGAUUGCUCUCUUUUCGUUUUCUGUUGGACUCGAACUUGUCAACCGAACUCUGGAAGGCCACGCAUGAAGUCAAACAGCAUGGACACGCAGUUGAGAACAAGGGCUCAGCGGCUAAUUCCUCUGGCACAACGCGGAUCUUGUGCUGGAUCAUGACGGGGCCCGAGAACCUAGAAUCCAGAACCAAGCACAUCAGGGAAACGUGGGCCAAGCGCUGCAACAAAGUGCUGUACAUGAGCUCGGUGAAGACGGACUUCCCCACUGUGAAGCUGAACGUGAGUGAGGGGAGGGAGAACCUGUACUGGAAGACCAUCAGAGCCUUUCAGUACAUCCACCGGCACCACCUGGACGAAGCGGACUGGUUCCUGAAAGCAGACGACGACACGUUUGUGGUCGUAGAGAAUCUACGCUACACCUUGUCCAGAUAUGAUCCAUUAAAGCCGUUGUACCUGGGCAGAAGGUUUACCCCCUUCAUCAGUCAAGGCUACAUGAGUGGAGGAGCAGGUUACGUCCUCAGUAAGGAAGCACUGAGGAGAUUUGUUGAAGGGUUCAAUUCUGGGAAGUGUACCCACUUCUCCACCAUAGAGGACAUGGCUGUGGGCAAAUGUAUGGAGACCAUGAAGGUGGAGGCAGCGGACUCCAGAGACGUUAAGGGGAGACAAACAUUCCAUCCUUAUCCUCCAGACUACUACCUGGUUAGACAGCCCCCAAGGCCGAGGCCUUGGUAUCUGUUAUACGACCACUAUCCUCCAGUAGAGGGUCCAGGCUGCUGCUCGGAUUUUGUUGUGUCCUUUCACUACAUUUACGCUGUCCAGCUGUAUGCUUUGGAGUACCUGACGUACCACCUGCGGCCUUAUGGAUACAAAUACAGAUUUAAUCCGGAUGAAAAAACUGAAUUCGAUACCACAACGAAGUCCACAUAACAUGUAGUGUAGAAUUUCUGUCGGGCUUGAGGGGCUCAGCAGGUUUCAGAGCCAAGCUUAACUUACUCACCAUAUUAUAUUUCAAUCUCCAAAACCAUAACUUUAUAAGUCAAGACUUUUAGAUAGACUUAAUAGAUUCCCUCCACCUGCACCUCCAAGUCUGACGAAGGUUUGAUUGAACUGUGAAAAUGAACGUGCUACAGACGUUUGUCAAGAAGCCUUUCUCUGGGAACACAUCUGUUCCGUUGCUGAAAGUGUUGUGAAGUUUGGGUAAACACAUUCACUUAGUGUGGGGUUUAUCUAGUCAUGAAGGAAAAGACCUACUGAUCGAAA
Molecule: messenger RNA, 1611 nt
Organism: Cyclopterus lumpus (lumpfish)
Lineage: Eukaryota; Metazoa; Chordata; Actinopteri; Perciformes; Cyclopteridae
Gene: c1galt1a
Exons: 3
Coding region: 310-1278 (322 amino acids)
Cellular component (GO): membrane
Molecular function (GO): N-acetylgalactosaminide beta-1,3-galactosyltransferase activity
Source: RefSeq, a predicted model, not a curated record